AUGACGUUAAUUAAUCACUUAGACGAAGUGAUUAAUCAUCCACGACCAAUCACAAACAACGACAGAAACCGCGAAAAAAUAUUGGAGUCGUUUAAUAAAAUUUACAAGUGGUGCAAAAAUUUGGAUAAUUCGACGAUUAACCAUCUGGGUAAUGUCUUCAAGCCGCAAAUUAAUUGGUAUGAUCAGGUGGAAAGCUUGAAAGCCAAAGUAAAUAAUAGGGAUAAUAAAAAGGAAAAAGAAGAUGCGAUUUUUUUUGAUAUUUUGGAGCUUAUUGAAACUAAAUUUCAUAGUCAAUUUAUGGACUAUCUUAUGGAUUAUGAUGGAUGCAAUCCUGAUACAAUUGAUCGGUUCAUUGGAAAUAUUCUUGAUAAUAAAAAUUAUCAGGAUAUGAUUGAUUUGAUUAAUAGAUUUAUUACUUUGUCUUCUGGGGUUGAGAGGAAUGAUAUUGAAAAUAUUUUUGGAAUUAUUGUCGCUCAACUGCAAAGAAACUCAAAUACAUUUGUUACCUGCGAUGACAAACCAGCGUUCGAACAAUUUCACAAUUUUUACGAACGAGUUUUAGUAACAACCACUAAAGCAUACAUAAUGUUUAGUUUAACUUUUAAAUUCCGUCAAUUAAUAUUGUCAAAUUUCAAUUUAUUCGAAAGAGAACAACAUGUUGUUUUUGAAUAUUUCAAAAUUUCACUUAAAGAAAUUACUAAGUCAGCUAAAUACUAUUUAGAAACAAUUGACAAUCCUAUUUACAAAUCAUACAAAAAUUGCGAUCCUGAAAGCUGGAAAGAAGGUGAAAAUUACAUUCGAGUGAAAAAUUAUGUAACUCAUUACGAACCAUCAAUUACAUGGGAUGUAAAUAAUGGUAUGGUAAAUAUGACCGAUGCUGACCCGGAAUAUGAAUGCAAUACUGUUCGCGCUUAUUGGGACCCUAAAAAUCCAACCGGAGUUGUUUACAGUAUGGCGUGUCCUUAUACUUUUGAACACAAUUCUUCGAAAGAGAGAUUCUGUCCCACCGCCAACAGAGACUACGUUUCACCGGCACACAAUCACAUGUCUUCAGCGUGUAUUGGAAACAAAGACAACAAGCUUCAAAAGUUGUGCGCAUGCGGACUAUCUUCAGACAUUUGGGACAGUGUUAAUAAACUGAGUUUGAGGCCUUUUGUGACAGACAGCACGAAAAAUCAAGUAAUCGUCGGAGUUAGGUUUGUUGUUAAAAACGGAAUCAUAGCCUUAGAAAUAAAACAAGGAACAAUGGUUAAUGGCGCUGUUGAUCAAAGUACAGUAUUUUGGAAGACUAGUUUCGAUUUCGCAGAUGAACCGUCAGAUGUCGUUAGACUUGAUUACGGAAUGAAGGCAAUUAACCUCGAUACAAUUGAACUUUUCGAGAGGGAUGUUGUUACAGGAAUUAAAUUUGAAGUGCUAUCUAAUAAUCACAUUACAAUUAAAAUUCGUGGAUCGACAAUACAAAAAGAUGACAGAGUUUUUGCGUUAGGUCAUGAUGAGUGGCACUAUCCUCCCGCGAAGAGUUCCGAAGAUGACAGGUAUGCAUUUAAAUUGGAAGAUUUUAAAAAUCCAACUGAGUCAUCGCUUAAAAACAACGAAUUAAGCCGAUCAGGACAGAAUUACGUUCGACUAACUGUUGGAGUUUACUCUAGAUUAUUCAAUAAUUUUGCAGUAAUCCCUUUUAUCGACUCACGGGCUGUUGUUUCGUCUCCUCCGGCGCCGUUCGGAGGAUUAGGUUUGUUAUACAAAGGACAGCCAGGAUACGGAGGAUUUAUAGCGUUUAAAUAUAUUUUGUCUAAGUACAAUCUUAAUGUCGACGAAAGAAUUCUUUAUAUUAAUUGA
Molecule: messenger RNA, 1839 nt
Organism: Cotesia glomerata
Lineage: Eukaryota; Metazoa; Arthropoda; Insecta; Hymenoptera; Braconidae
Exons: 7
Coding region: 1-1839 (612 amino acids)
Source: RefSeq, a predicted model, not a curated record